Molecule: messenger RNA, 4116 nt
Organism: Leishmania mexicana MHOM/GT/2001/U1103
Lineage: Eukaryota; Euglenozoa; Kinetoplastea; Trypanosomatida; Trypanosomatidae
Exons: 1
Coding region: 1-4116 (1371 amino acids)
Molecular function (GO): hyaluronic acid binding
Source: RefSeq, a predicted model, not a curated record
AUGGAAGAGGACAAUCAAACCCUCAUGAAGUUCUACGAGGCGCACACCUCCGACAUCGCGGCACUACGGGUCUUGACGCAGGAGCGCAAGUACAAGGAUACCGUCUUCACAGCCAUGGAAGCAAAGGCAGCUUCGAUGGAUGCCUUCUUAAAGGAACUCAUAGACCUCACCGGCACUGAUCGCGGCUUACGCGUCCGCAAGGACGCGAAUUGUGCGAAAGGUUCUGUGGAAAAGUCGUCAGCUGCGCUGACGUCAGCACCUGUCGUCACGAUGGAUGAGGUGCGCGACGCUGUGCAGAAGCAGCGGCACGCCCUCGAGGCGGCGCGGAGGAACGCAGAGAAGCAGCAGCUGGUGAUUCAGGCAUUGGAGGAAGAAGUUGAGUCGUUGAAGCUCAAGGACAGGUCCGCCCCGACGCGCUCGCUGGCGAAGAAGCGUAGGUUGACGAAACCGGAUGACAUCACCGCUGACGAGGACUGCUGUCUGCCGGGCACGGCAAAGGAACUGCACGAUGCGCAGCGCAGGAUUCGCGAGCUGGAGCGUCAGCUAAGCAGUGCCAUGUGUGAUGCCAAGGAUACCGCGGCUGCCGUGGCAAACCUGCAACAGCAGUGCACGGCUCACCUGCAGUCGCUGCAGUGCCGCGACGACGAACUCACCGCACUGCGGAGCGUCCUGGACUCCAAGGAACAGCUGAUCGCGGCGCUCGACGAAGAGGUUCGCAAGCAGCGGAGUACCGCAGAGGCGCAGCAGAAGCAACACCAGCGCACAUCGCAACCCGGCGCCCGCUAUACUCGCACCAACUCCGCACCCGCCGCAGCGCACCACCACCGCAGCGGUGACGAGGCGAGCAGUGACCGCCUUAUCGUGACGCACCACUACCGCCUGCUCGGCGGGCAGUCCUUCGUGGACGGCAACAGCUUCUCGCCGGAAUCCUUCAAGGACGCCUUCCUGCGCUCCGUCUCCACGCUGCUGCAAGUCCCAUAUGGUUACCUCACGAGUGUCGAGGUGCGCACCCACUCUGAGGCGGUCAGCGUCGAGUUUGACGUCCGCCACUCGGCGCGCAUCAAGGAGGACGAGAUUGACUUCUUCCUGCUUAGCCACGACUACCCGGAGCUGACGAGGUUUCUGGACAAGGCCAAGGCCGAGCUGGCGACUCGAAAGCCACUCGACCGCAACGCCCUGCGGGUGAAGGAGCUGGAGGCGGCACUGGCGGAGAAGGCGGACGAGGUGGACCACCUGCGCAGCGCCAUCCGCUCUCUCGAAGCCUCGCUCGACCGCCGCGACUCCGACCGCGCGGUGCUGGACACAGACGUGGACGCCGCACUGCGCGAGACCGAGAUGACUGUGAAGGAGGUGUACGAGGCACUGCAGGCGACGCAGCAGGAGGCGCAGGGGUUGCAGAAGGCGCUCACCACGCAGUCCGCGCAGCUGCGCCUGUCGGAGCGGGCGAAGGCUACCGCGACGGCCGCAGCGGAUAAGCUCAAGACGGAGCUGACGACCCUUCAGGAGCAGCUCGCCACAGCACAAGCAUCAGUCGAGCAGGCGCGGGAAGAAGCAGCGCAGAAGGCACUGCAGCGCCACACGGAUGAGAAGGCGGAGCUGCUGAUGAGUACCUUCCACCUCGACGUGGCGCUGCCCACUGCCUUGGCGCAGCGCACUGUGAAUCGCUUGCUGGAAGAAGCUCGGCAGGCUCGCGUUCUCCAAGCGCUACUUCUCUGCCAUGCCGCACGGACUGCCGGAGCCGUGCCGGUGGCGGUCAAGAAGUGCUCGUUAGGCGACGGCGCCACGACGAUGGCGGCCGCCGUGGCACUGGCCUUCUACGCGAGCAAGAAGAACGCCGAAGCUGCCAAGGCGGAGAUCGCCAAGAAGCUGAGCGAGGACUCCGGCAGCGCGGUUCUCGAAUAUUUACGAAUGUGCAGCGAUUCGUCCAAGCGGGAGGCGGCGAUCUUGGAGGACGCGCAGCGAUCCGUCAGCGAGGCAGAGCAGCGCGCUACAGCCGCCAUCGCCGCCAUGAAAGGCGAGACACAGCAGGCGCAGAACACGCAGCGUGCUGUCACGGCAAAGCAGCUGCACGAGAUUCACGCGCGAUUGGGCAGCGUGCUGCCGGGCGGCUCUUCUGAAGCGAAAAGCGUCUUAGAACGCGUUGGCCAGCUCGUGUCGCGUCUGACAGCGGCUGAGUCGACGGCGCGUCGCCUCGAGGAGGAAAGCCGCCGUGCAACGCAGCGCUUGGCGGAGGCGCAGCAAGAGCGCGAACAGCUGCAGCAGACGCUGAGUGACCUGACGGCACGCUGCACUGAGGCGCAAGUCGCCAAGGAGCAGCUCGCCGCACGCGCGGCCAGAGCAGAAAGCCAGCUUCGCAAUCAGCAGCUGAGCACAGGGGAGUCGGAAGGCGUUCUUGUCAAGAAGGUGAAGCUCCUCGAGGAGGCCCUGUGCGCCAAGACAGCGGCCGCAGACUCCGAGAAGGACCGCAUGUUGGAGGAGUACAGGGCGGCGGCGACACUCGCGGCGGGCCAGCUGGCUGAGGUCGAGGAGGCGCUGGCCAUCAAGGAGGCGUCACUAGCGCAGCUACAGUCGAAGGCCGCGUCCUCUGGCACCAGUGCCGCAGCCAGUGCGUCGACCGAGGAGGCCGCGCUGCGUGAGGCGCUGCGGCUCGCAAAGCAAGAGCGCACAGCGCUGGCGCGCCAGGUGAGGGAGAUGGACACGGACAUGAACGACUUGUCGAACAUCCAAGCCUCCAUGCAGCGCGAGCUGGAAGUGGCGCGGCAGGAGCUGCGAGCCAAGAAACACGACUUCGAUCUGCUGGUGAAGCAGCUGAUCCGGAUGGAGGAAAAGGAGAAGAAGUGGGCCUCCGAGCAUUCCGGCUCGCCGAAGAAGCAAGACGAAGACGCCGAGCUUGACGACGUUGCCCGGGAGUCCCUUGUCGUCUUGACAAACAGCAACGCAACCCUCCAGCAGUGCCUGCACCGCCUGCACUCCGCCCUUACCUCCAUGGAAAUGGAGGUGAGCCUCUCGUCGAGCAACGCCGCCGAUAGCGCGGGUGCCGUGGCGGGGGCGGCACCCGUACGUGGCGGCGAGAGGGACAGCGGUAGAGUCGGUGAUGACAGCACUGGAGUGCGACGCAGCGGGCAUCGCAAGAGCGCCCUCGGAGCCACAGUCUCACGCGCCGCCAUCGAUCACCAGAAGUUGUCGGCACAGUUAGCAGACUUGCUGCUGCCGCUGCUGGAGGUGCUGAAGAUCACCGCGUCGUCGAAGACCGCGAGCAGCGGCUGUCGUUCUCGCGGGGCCGCCGCUGCAGCGGCGACCGUGCCAGCGGACGCAGCCACGACGAACCUGGCAGUAACCACCCAGAGGCGAGUUGUGAAGCAUUCGCCGAGUAGUGUACCGUUGUUUCGCACGGCGUCCACCCCGGCGGCGAUCGGAGCUGAAACCAGUUCCCAGACCUUCAAUGGUAGCUUCACCAUCGUGCGGGACGCCGCCAUCGCCUCGCAUGGCAACACACCGAAGCGAGGCACGGCCAGCGAUGCGGCAGUGAGCGCGGCGGUCACCGGAUCAGGUGGAAAGGCGGUCAUCGUGGACGAGGCGCCGCGCCUGGACUUCCACCGACAGGCGAGCCUGCGCACGUACAUUCGUAGCAACACGGUCACCUCAGCGCCCGUGAACGCCGGUGGUACUGCAUUGCCGCCAGCUUCUGCGGCUGCCGCUGCCGCUGCUACGACCGGCAGCUCUGCAUCGUCCGGCGCUGACGUCAACAGCAGCGGAGCCGCCACUCGAGGCACCAGAGAUGAACGAAAGGAGAAGGGCAAGGAGCAGCUGCCACGCGGUGCGAGCAGCGGCGAGGGAGCAGCAGCUGUGGGUAGCGCCUCCGACAGCGCAUCACGGGCGAACGCGCAGGUCAGCAUUCGCCGCAAUGCGGCACCGACGACCACCGUCAAGACGAACCUGUUGCGCCGCAUGAACGCCACUGCCACUGCCACUACCAGCAGUGGUGGUGGCAGUGGUUCAGCCAUCGGGACCAGCCUUGGACGCACAGCAGGUGGAUAUCGCCGUGUGCCGACGGUGACGGACUCGAGUGGAUCCUCCGCGUCUCUGACAAGACGAACCCGUCCCACGCACACGUGA